This is a messenger RNA of Thrips palmi, 1720 nucleotides long. RefSeq names its product kelch domain-containing protein 10 (gene slim). The coding region runs from base 185 to 1441 and encodes 418 amino acids. The transcript is spliced from 2 exons. The record is from RefSeq and is a predicted model, not a curated record. Gene Ontology annotation, molecular function: protein binding. Gene Ontology annotation, biological process: positive regulation of stress-activated MAPK cascade. NCBI's taxonomy places the organism in Eukaryota, Metazoa, Arthropoda, Insecta, Thysanoptera, Thripidae.
UAAACGUAGUCUUUCUGCUUCUAGCUGUGAACUGAAAUUCGUGUUUACGUCGCGAUAGCCUCAUUUCUAUUUUCUGAUUUACGCAGGGAUAAUAGACUGCUCAGAGCAUUUAAAUUGGAAAGAGUGGCCCAUGGUUCCACAAUGUGUCACGGUCUGGCGACCUAGCCGCUAUUGAGUGGAUAAUAUGAUGAUGUGUGACACUUACUCUCCACUGAGUCCGGAUAUGGGGUUGAAGGCUUCAAAAUCGGAAAAAAGUUACGGUUUUCGCCCUUUUGAGUUUCGUUUGUGUGUUGAUGACGACGUCAGCAACGGGCCGGUGCCAAAGCCGCGCAGUGGACAUCGCGUCGUGUGUGACUCGGCAAACCUGUAUUCUUUUGGAGGUUAUAAUCCGUACAUAUCGGACUCGGACGAAGACUUGAAAGAUGACCCGGCCUGGCAAGACUGCAAGCCUCUCUUCCAAGAGCUGUGGCGAUUUAAUUUCGCCACCUGCAAAUGGCGGAAGCUCCCCUGCCACUCGUCCAUGCCCAGAGAAUUGGCAUCUAAUGCUGUUAUCCUAGACGGUGGAAUAUUGCUAGUGUAUGGUGGCACUGGAGUACCUUUUGGUUUCAAGUGCAGCAACAGUCUUUAUCUUUGUGACAUAAUCAGAGGUACGGAGAUGAAACCAAUUACUCCUGUUAAAGGCCAAGAACCUUCAUCACAAUAUGGGCAGGCCUUGGUGCUCCAUGGUCAAUGGCUAUAUACAAUGGGUGGAACAACUGGCUUUGUGUACAACUCUGAUGUUCACCGUUUUAAUCUACGCACAUCAGUGUGGGAAGAAGUGUACAUCUGCAAGGGCCUCAGUCGACAUGAACCUGAGGGUCGCUAUAGACAUGAACUAGCAUUUGAUGGCCAGAAAAUUUAUGUAUUAGGAGGUGGCACAGCUACCGAUUCUUUUGGCUUUCAAGACAUACCAGCUCUUAAUUUGGAGACUAACAGCUGGGAGACCAUCCGGACUAAGCCAGAUGAGCGCCUGAGCGACUUCGGCUUCCCUGCUCCUCGACGUUGCCAUGGAUGUGUACAGCUCCCGCCUGAAUUCAACACUAAAAAAGGCUCUGUGAUAAUUAGUGGGGGCUACAAUGGCUCUACAAUGUACGGAGAUGUGUGGCGCUUGGACCUUAACGACAUGCAGUGGCACUUCAUGACAAGAUGUGUCCUACCCAGGCCAGUGUAUUUUCACUCGGCUGCAGUUACUCCAGCAGGAAGAAUGUUCACGUUUGGCGGCAUUCUGGAGAAUGGAAUUCGAACCAAUGAGGUGUGUGCUGCUUGGGUUCGAAUUCCAAAGCUCUCAGAGAUUUCUUGGGAAGCUGUUCUUUACUAUAGCCCCAGAAUAGCUAGUGAACCCCGACACAAACUUAUUAACAUGGGGUUCCCAAAGGAAUUUGUUGAUAGGCUGGAUUAUUAAAUAUAUAUGUUUUGAGUCAAUCUUUUCGUGAUUGUUGUGAUGUGAGUCAAGAGGAGGAGAUGAAAUUUUAAUAAGUUAAUGAACAAUAAUUUAGCUUGAUACAGUAUAAUAUCUUUUUUGCUUUAUUGGCGGCAUCAUCAUGGUAUAAAUCACCAUCUCUUCCAAAUUUUUGAUUAUUUGCAACAAACAACAUUUUCAAAUGACAUCAAAACACUGGUAACAUUUUAUCAUUCUUUUCUUGCCCUUUGAAAAUGAUUUUCCUUGAAAUUUGAGCUUUAA